This is a messenger RNA of Triplophysa dalaica, 8733 nucleotides long. RefSeq names its product sperm antigen with calponin homology and coiled-coil domains 1-like b (gene specc1lb). Bases 3709 to 7161 code for a protein of 1150 amino acids. Gene Ontology annotation, biological process: actin cytoskeleton organization. The record is from RefSeq and is a predicted model, not a curated record. The transcript is spliced from 16 exons. NCBI's taxonomy places the organism in Eukaryota, Metazoa, Chordata, Actinopteri, Cypriniformes, Nemacheilidae. Gene Ontology annotation, cellular component: filamentous actin; microtubule organizing center. Gene Ontology annotation, molecular function: protein binding.
UUGAACUAUUAAAUACUUGGAUCUAAAUUUGCGCUCAUUCCAAAUCACCACCAAUAAAAUGAUCUUUCUUAAUAGACACGUCUGGGCUUAUUGUUAUAUCAUCUUUGCAUAUUUAAUUUCACGGUAACUUAAAUAAAUAUUUUCUGUUUUAACGGCCCAUUUCACAUGAAGUGUUGUAGUGUUGUGCUUCUAGGGCAUGAUGAUCUUUAACACCGAAUGUUUUUGUUGUCCGAUGAGCGCUUCUUUAGAAAUGGAGCUUGGUAUUGGUUUUAACAGGGUCAGGCGGAAACUACUGCCAGCAGGCCCAGUGGGAUGUCCUCUGUGGAUUGGGCCGAGAGACAUUGACCCAGUUGUGUCUCUCUUGAGAAGCCUUUACUUCCCUGAGCAAAAAUGAACUGGAAUGAUGAAUAGAAGCUCCUAUUCAUAGUAUCAUAGUUUUCAUUGCUGAGGGCUUUGGAAAAUUCUCUGACUGAUAUUUUACUUGGUGGCAACAAGCUUUAAAUUCUGUGGUGUUACUUGAUUUUUUUAAAUGUUUUACUUACAGCCUCCUGCAGUUAAAAUUGCUGCCUAUUCACUGUGUGUAUUUAGAAACAACUGUCCAAACAAACACAUUCCUCCACUCCCUUCAUACUGAUGCUCAAUUAACAGGCUGGUGCUGUGUCACAUCUAUAGGGAAUUUCUGUUAGAUGCAUGUUUGUUUGUUCUGGAAUAAUUUGAAGAUAAAUCUCUGAAAACCAGGCUUCUGAAAUUAUGAUUUCGGAGAGAUACAUUUGAGCAACUUGACUCAUGAAGGAACAGUUCCCCCAAAAAUGAAAUUUCUUUCAUCAUUUUCUCACCCUCAUGUCAUUGCAGAACACAAAAGAAUGUUGGUAACCAAACAGCAUUGGACCCCAGUUACUUCCAUUGUAUGGACAAAACCACUGAGGUAUUUCUCAAAAUAUCUUCCUUGCUGUGCUGCAGAAGAAAGAGUCAUAUACAAGUUUUGAAAGACUCGAGGGUGACUAAAUGCUGACUGAAUUUUUAUUAGUGAGGAAACUGUCCUACCUGCUUUGCAUAUCUUUUCUGAAGGACUGAAAUGUAAGGACUUUGAUCGCUAGUUUGUCGGAUGGUUGAUUGUUCAUCCUGCUAGGGUCUUGUUUGUUUUUAAUGCCUCUUACAAUGCUCAGGAAGUUUAAAGGGAUAGUUCACCCAAAAAUGAAAAUUCUUUCAUCAUUUACUCAGCCCUGUAUGAAUUACUUGUUUCUGAUGAACCCAGAGAAUGAUAUUUGGAAGAAUGCUAGCAAUUUUCAGUUCUGUGAUAUCGCUGAGUACUCUAAUUUGAAAAAUUAAAUGGUAGUCAAAGAACUGUUUGUUUUCCUAAUUCUUCAAAAUAUCAACUGUACAAAAAAAUACAAAAAAUCUUUCUACUAUAAUAGAUGGUGUUCCAGAACUAAAAACUGCUUACAUUUGUCCAAAUAUCUUUCUUUGUGUUCAACAGAACAAAGAAAUGUAUAUAGGUUUGAAACAACCCGAGGUUGAGGAAAAGAUUUUUGGGUGAACUAACCCUUUAAGAUCUAUUUAAUGUUCACAAAUGUACUGAACUUCACCAUGGCCUGGGAGACUGGGAGGUAACAUGGGAUGUAACAUCUUUACCACAUGGAUGUCUCUCGACAAAACAACAUCUGUUUUUUUCUAGAACGAGCUGCUUUUGGUUUUGAAGAUAAUUUUUCAGGAUUAUUGUUCUUUUGAGACUCUUUUGCACACUUCUGAGUACUCCGCAAGGAAGAAACACUUUCAGGGUCCAUCAGCCUUUUUAUUUGUCUUACCUCUUCGGAGCAUUUCUCACCCUUCACACCAUAUUGCUUAACACCAUAUAGCACAUAUUCAAAGUGCCAUUGGAUGCUUUCCCUUCCACACCAAAUCGAUCACACAGCGAGAAAUUUGGACAUUGACUUUUGUUUCAGUGUUCUGAAAGUUAAAUGUUGCAUCUGAAAUAACUAUUUUUCCUAACAAUAACUAAUAAUCAAUCUUUUUAAAUGAGUUUCCUACAUACAGCAGAUUUUUCUUGUAUGGACCUGCAUGUUUGGAACUGUCUCUUCAAAAGGCGGUUUGUGUAGAGCAUGUUGAUGGAUAGGGCUUAUGUCUAUAUGUUUUGGCGAUGUGGUUCAGUCAGCGGUGCUUUGCUUUGUGUGAAUGCCUUGUGGCUGGUAAUGUAUUGAACACUGAAUUCAACAAGUCUCAUUGGAAAGUUGUGGAUUUGAUGGAAAGUUGCAGCGGUGACCUAGAGAGUAGAGAGUGGGACGGAAGGAAGCUUACUCUGCUCCCCUUACAAAUUCUCAUCUCGUACUAGGAGUCCAAACUGGUUGCCUUUGAGGAUCAUUUUGUUCACCUGUCACACAAGGAGUGCGAGCACUGAGCACUGACUGAUUCUUUCACUUUUUGUCUGUUACUAUUAAAGUCAAAGUGAAAAUCUCUUUGUAACAGUAAUCCUUCAAUAAAUAUCAAAUCUGUGUCAAAGCCCGUGGUGAGUUGAGGUCUACAGGUGGGUGUGGUGCUUUUUGUUUUGACUACUCUUCGAACUUAUCAACUUAAAAGGCUUGUGAAGUAAAAAAUAGGGGUAUUUAGGCUGGGGUCUAUCCGGGCAUACCUCAUCUGUUUGGCAUCAAAGUGUCCAGAUCAGUCUGAAUUUGAAAAGAGAGGUCGGGAAAGGGAAUGAGAAAGGUCAGAGUUCCCCACAUGACUGGAGUCUUUCUCUUCUUAAUGGCAAUGCACUUAAAUGCAUUAGAUACAGAUGACUUGCAUUUCUUACCUUGAGCUCGUAAGGACGGAGUAUAAGAGAUGGAAUUAUGAGAAAAUGUGGGAAGGUCUGUCAACAAAUCAACUAUUUCUGGGUGUGUGUAGCUUUUGGCACUCUACAUUUCCAAGACCCCUGAAAUAAGUGGCUUGCGUUUAUUUGUCUUAAGGCCCCCAGUCAUUUCAGUGUGAUGCAAGCAGUCCGAACAGAACAUUUAAGCACACAUUGUUUUUACAAUGCAGACUUUGCAAAGAGUUUGUUAUUAAUAGACCGCAGACAAAAAUUGUGAACAAUGAAGCAUGUUGAAAUGCACAGAUUAGUUUGUUGCAUGGAAAUAGGAAGUUAGGGGGGGCAUAAUGAGUGGCUCCUCCUCCCUUAAAAUAGCUAGAAAUAACUUUAUGAAAAAUUACUUUUUGAUUUAAUCUUUUUUUCGGGGGUACUCUCUUGAUGGACUUAACUUGUGUGCCCACAGAGGUUUUGAUCUUAAAACUUCAUAAAAUGUGUGUCUAAAACAGAUAUUUUAGCGUUUUAACCAGUAUUAUAAUGGACUUUUUUAUUGCCCCUUAAAGGUUCAAGUUUUUAACUUUUCUUUUUCUACAAAUUGUACCGUACUUCUUUAAUACGCACAGCUGCUGGGUGUUUUCUACCCUCGGGCCUUGCACUGCUGCUCGGGAAGUUUAAAGCCUUUUAAGGCGAGACGGACAAGCCUUCCAACGGUCUGGCUUCCACUCAUGAUGAUGUGAUAAGAAAGGCAGUUCCAUCCUCUCUGACAGUCCUCCAAUCACACAGUGUUGUCUGCAUUUAAACACUGGCCAAUGACUGUUUUCCCCUGAAAUGUCUUGAGUUUACAGUGUGUGAGACUGCAUAAAUAGAAUCCUCAGGGACCGUAAUGUUACAUUCCAACCGUCUCAAAGCGAAACAAGGACUUGUACAAAAUGUGUUCCCCAAGGAAAAUAACUAGUGCUGGCGUAAGAUUGCGUUGUAAAUGUAUCAAGAAAUUGGAACCAAGUAUGAAAAAGGCGACCAAGCCCACGGCCGCCGCCUCCAGAACCUCAGCGGGCACUAAAGCCCCAAGCAGAUCAGAGGGAAGCAGCAUCAUGGGCACAGGAGGCAAGAUGACGAACAAAACGCAAAAUUCAGCUCCACUAUCAAAGGCAAAAAGCAAUGACGAUCUCCCAACGGUCAGUUCAGGAUCAGUAUCUGUUAGCAACAGUAACACUACAGCUAGAAACAAGAGAGGAACUUCUCAGAGCACCAGCACUACUGAGACCAGGUCCAAGACCAGCUCAGGUCUCUCAGGAAAGCGUGGAACAUCAUGCACGACCAAGGACCCAAGCACAACCCGAGAGAAUUUGCGAGAACGCUCCCGAGUCAGUGCUGUCAAAAAGCUCGCCGGACCCGCCGAUGCGAUGCAUCAGAAGCGGUCGCGUUGCCGCACUGUUGUUGAGUCUGAGUCUCUCAUGAGCAAGUCACGCUCAGACAGCCAGAUAAGCAAUAAAGCAGUGCUGGAGUGUCGAGUGAAGGACCUAAUGGGCCUAGCCAAGAGUAAAGACGUGGAGAUCUUACAUCUCCGCUCUGAACUUCGAGGUAUGAGAGCCCAGCUCGGUCUGGAGGAUCUUCGACCUUCUGAAUCAACAGAAGAGUCCAAGCCGACCCAAGGAAAAGAAGCUUGUCCUUUGAUCAGUGCCACAGAUGUGGAGUCCACACUUCUCCUCCUUCAAGAUCAGAACCAGGGCAUCCUUGAUGAGCUUAAUAUGUUGAAGAGUGAAAACCGCAUGCUGAAGGAUCGGCUAAAUGCCCUUGGCUUCUCUCUGGAGCAUCGCCUGGAAGGUACAGACAAGAUUCUAUGCUGUCCUUCACUUAGUCCUGAGCCUGUAUCUGGAACUACCAGCGAAAAUGGAGGCGGCGAUAUGCGGGCAUCUUUUGCCGAAGGCUCCACGCAAGGCUCUACCGAAGACUUGCUGUCAGAACCGAGACGUGUUGGAUCCCCCGAUGCAGUGGACAGUGAAUGCAGCGAGGCCUACCAGCCAAUGACCUCAAGCGAUGAUGCUCUGGAUGCACCUUCAGGUUGCGGAUCGUCUUCCGAAUCCGAAAGUGGGCCGCCGAGCAGGGAACAUUCCCGCCGGGGCAGCAGCGGGAACACCAGCGAGGUUUCGGUGGCUUGUCUGACCGAGCGCAUCCACCAAAUGGAGGAGAAUCAACACAGCACGGCAGAAGAACUCCAGGCCACCCUGCAGGAACUUGCAGACUUGCAGCAGAUCACGCAAGAGCUGACAACUGAAAACGAACGUCUAGGGGAAGAGCGUGCCAUUCUGGUCGACUCCCUUUGUCAGCAAGGGGAUCGUCUGGAACUCUACGGAAGACAGCUGGAUUAUUUCCGUGGGCUGCUUGAUGAACACCGCGUGGCCUACGCAGAGGACGGGAAAAGCGUGCGUUAUAUGGAGUUGGAGAGACGCUACGCUGAGUUAAACGAGGGCUCGCAUUUUGAAAGAGAGCAACUUUUAGGGGUUCAGCAACAGCUGAGCAGUGCGCUCAAGAUGGCGGAACAGGAAAAUGCGGAAGCUCAAGGCCUGAUGUCGGCGUUGAAGGAACGCGUUCACAUGGCCGAGAGAGCCGUGGAAAUGGAGAGGAGGGAUCGGGCCGUCGCCAAAGCAGAGCUGGAAGCGCUGAGGAUGGUGUCUGAACGGGAGCAGGAUGAGCUAAACCGCUGCAGAAUUCAGCUUGAGCAGGAGAGGCAGAGAGUGGCGCAACUCUUGUCCAUUCACAACGCAGGGGAUAAGAGCGACAUACGCCACCUGCUGGACAGCGAGAGGAUAGACAAGGAGAGAGCCGAGACCAAAGCAGCUCAGUUGCAAGAGGAACUGGGACACACUCGAAAUGAAGCCGCCCAGCUGCAGGAUGCAAUAAGCAAGUUGGAAAGUGAGUUCCGGGCAUUUCGUGGUGACGUUCAGACGAGGUUAGCAGAGCAAAAGCGACUUCUGGAGCAGCAAUGUUCUGAGCUGGAGGAGAAGGACACCGAGAUCGCCGACAUGAAAGAGACCAUCUUUGAGCUUGAGGAUGAGGUUGAGCAGCAUCGUGCUGUCAAGCUCCACGACAACCUCAUCAUCUCUGACCUGGAGAAUUCCAUCAAAAAGCUUCACGAUCAGAAAUAUGACAUGGAGAAGGAGAUUAAGGUCCUUCAUCGAAAAUUGCGGGAAGAGUCAGCCGAGUGGCGGCAGUUUCAGACUGAUCUGCAGACGGCCGUCGUCAUCGCCAACGAGAUCAAGACAGAAGCUCAGGAGGAGAUCGGGGACCUACGGCGUCGUUUACAUGAAGCUCAAGAGAAGAAUGAGAAAAUAAGCAAAGAGCUGGAGGAACUUUCGAACAUGAAACAGGAUGAGGAACGCGGACGUGUGUAUAAUUAUAUGAAUGCCGUAGAGAGGGACCUGGCCGCUCUGAGGCAGGGAAUGGGCCUGAGCCGACGUUCCUCAACUUCCUCUGAACCAUCGCCCACCGUCAAAACUCUCAUUAAGAGCUUCGACAGCGUCUCACAAGGUCCUGUUCCCGCCAGUCCACCAGCCGUUGCCGCUGCGGUCGCAAUCUCCAGAACCCCCCUCAGCCCCAGCCCAAUCAAAACACCCCCUGCCGCUGCGGUCUCUCCCAUACAGAGACACACAGUUAGCUCAAGCAAACCUUUGUCAUCUCUUCUGGAUAAAAGACCGAGCUACACGGAGCUGAGCAUGCCAGCAGACCAUAUCCUCCGUACAUCACCUGUUACACGCACCGGCUGCGGCCUACAGAGGGUGCCAAACAUGGACUCAUCCAAAUCUAUAUCAGAUGCACUGAUGAUAGUCACAACAUCCUCCGGCCUGUCAGUUUCUCGCAGAAGCAGCGAGGAGUUGAAAAGAGAUUUGUCGGUCACGGAUGCGUCAGCCCCCUCAUCGAUCAUCACGUUAGGCUCCUCUUCGCCUCAGCUAUCUUUGUCAUCUAACUCCUCCCCGACCGCCUCCGUCACGCCCACCUCACGAGGACGUUUACGAGAGGAGAGGAAGGACCCGCUGUGCGCGCUAGCCAGAGAAUACGGAGGAUCCAAGAGGAACGCUCUGCUCAGGUGGUGCCAAAGGAAGACUGAAGGUUAUCAGAACAUCGACAUUACGAACUUCAGCAGCAGCUGGAACGAUGGGUUAGCUUUCUGCGCCAUCCUUCACACCUACCUUCCGGCUCAUAUCCCUUACCACGAGCUCAACGGCCAAGACAAGAGGCGAAAUUUCGCGUUGGCCUUCCAGGCUGCAGAAAGUGUGGGCAUUAAAUCUUCACUGGACAUCAAUGAAAUGGUGCACACAGAAAGACCCGACUGGCAGAGUGUCAUGACCUACGCGACGGCCAUUUAUAAGUAUUUUGAGACAUGAGAAUCUUCUUUUCGUGUCACUGCAUUGUGCAUUAAAACAUUUCCCAGAUGCCUCAGCUGUGUGGUGCCAACAACUUAUGUGAAGCACAUAUCAGGACCUUUUGCUUUUUCAGUGUUUUCCUAUAAUUCCCAGAAUUAAGGAAGUUGGAAGGAUCAGGAAAGAUCUGCAAGAACCUUUGGAUCAAACAGCCAUAUGUUCCCUGUCCAGCUUCCCAAAGGAAUUGCCAAACUUUUCGUCCUGAUGAUCAUAGGUGCAUUGCAUCAUGCCAGCCAAGCAACAAAGCCGUAUAUUUUACACAAAAGAUUGCCUUUGAAAGGUGCCUUGUUUUGUCUUAAGGAUUGCCUCUGUAUAGCAGUGUUCAACAUUCGAUUUGUAUUAGGUUAGAUCAGAAUUUAUUUAUUUCAAAGUGAUGUCACAACAGACUUGUUGCCACACAAAUUAUUUUGGCUUAGCUGAAAUAAGCUCACAAUACUUUGUUUUGUUUGGUGUGUUUUUCAAAUAAAUAUGGCUGACUUUUGUUACUUUUGUUGCGAUAAAAAUGACCUGUUUCAUACACUAAAUGAAUGCUAAUUCUGAAUGUAUGUACUUUUUUUAUUAAAUCCAUUCCAACCGAACGUUUAUACCUAAAAAUGCUGCAAGACUUUGUUUUUGUGUUUGUUUCACAGGAUAUUUUUACUGUAUCUAUUCUUUUUGUUUAAGCACAACUAAUGGUUAUUUGACCCAUUAGACCAGCUGGGUUCUGGAAGUGAGCUGAUUCAGUUUGACUUUGUUUUAUGGAUGUAAAAGCACAAGGCUUGUGAGUGUGUCGUCACCAAAAUUAAAGACCUCCGACAACAGUCCAGACACUUGAUCUUCUCGUUGUUUGUUUCUAUCAACAUGAGUUGUACUUAAUCUGAAAUAGACAUUUAAACACUCUUUACACACACAAAGGAUACUUUCAUCCGGUGCCUUACAUUAAAAAUGAGAACAUGGCACAAAUAUUGUUAAAUUGAUUCUAAAAUGUUACUUUCUGUCUUCAAUGCACUGUCUUUUGGAUUUUGCUAGUUUCAUUCCACAUCGUGUAAGAAAACAUUCAAACAUACUUGAAGGGAUUAAGUGGGAUAAUUUGUCUUUGUGUUUUGUUCAUGUAGGCUACAAAGUGAAUUUUAUGUGAAGAGCAAAUCCUUUGUAUGAAAGUUUUAAUUUAUUUAAUUUGGCUGCAGAGAGUUAAGUUUUUUUUUUUAUUUUUUUUUUGAAAGCUCUGUGAUACUUCAGUGUGUUCAUGAUGUUGAAUUUCCUGUAAAAGUACAAUAAUGUCAAGGAACGUUUUAUUUUAUUUUCAAAGAUAUUGUAAGAUUUCAUAGUUCUUCUGAUACCUUAUCUCAUGGAAUAACAUGUUUGCUGCCAUCUUAGAACCAUACCUUUGUGCUUUUAUUUUAUUUGUAAAAAAUACAAAUUAAGGCCUAUAUUGGCAUUUUAUAAGUUAGAAACCACCUAAUAUGUUAGACAUGAAAAUGUGUUUAAAAUAAGAAAAUGACUGUUCUCCUGUAUCUGUAUCCUUUAAUAGUGAUGAAAGUUCAAUAAACAGAUUAA